Messenger RNA from Corvus hawaiiensis (hawaiian crow), 2073 nucleotides. It is a transcript of the gene CDCA7L, whose product is annotated as cell division cycle associated 7 like. Lineage: Eukaryota; Metazoa; Chordata; Aves; Passeriformes; Corvidae. Bases 84 to 1148 code for a protein of 354 amino acids. The transcript is spliced from 8 exons. Gene Ontology annotation, cellular component: nucleus. The record is from RefSeq and is a predicted model, not a curated record. Gene Ontology annotation, biological process: regulation of DNA-templated transcription.
UCACUGAGGACACCGACUCUGAAACGGAAGUGUUUGAGGGCUUUGCUUCAAACGAGGUGCAUGUGAACAAGAAAGAAGUUCUGAUGGUGGAGUCAGACUUGAGUGAUGAAGAACGUGAUAAUUUAUUGGGUAAUGAGAAGGAAGAGGAGGAAGAAGAGAAGAAGUUCUCCCCCAAGAGAAGAAGCUUUGGCCUUCGUGUUGCUUUACAGUUUCCCACCAGAAAGUCAUCUGAGAAAAAAGUGCCUGAACAGGCUUUGUCUGACUUACCUCUAAAGGACAGUGAAUCUCUCACACCUCUUUCAAAAGAAAUAAGCCUCAAGCGGUCAGACAAAGUAGAGGGCUCUGCUUCAGAGUCUGAAGAAGACAUUAAGGAAACACAGGAGGAAAGUUCCAGUGCACUGCUUAAGAGAGCCAUAAAUAUAAAAGAAAAUAAAGCCAUGCUUGCCCAGCUGCUGGCAGAACUGAAUUCCAUACCGGACCUGUUCCCAGUGAAAACACCUGCCUCGACUCCUUCAAAACAGAAGAAAACCCCAAGGAGGACUUUUUCUGAAGGCCAGAUAACACGUCGAAUGAACCCAACCAGAAAUGCUCGUCCACCAGAAAAAUUUGCCUUGGAAAAAUUCACUGUGUCGGCUGUCAAAUUUGCAGAACACAUCCGUAGCUAUAGGCAACAAAACCUCUUGAAGAGACUCAGUGUGGGGGAUUGUGGAGUACGCAAAAGACGGAGAUCAUCAAAGUAUUCAUCUGAUCGUCCAGUAGAAGAUAUAACUGAGGAGGACUUGGACAACAUUGCAAUCGCUGUUAGAGACAAAAUCUAUGAUAAAGUUCUAGGUAGUACUUGCCACCAGUGUCGACAAAAGACAACUGACACAAAGACAAUUUGUCGCAACCAGGGCUGUGGAGGAGUAAGGGGGCAGUUCUGUGGACCAUGUCUUCGAAAUCGAUAUGGUGAAGAUGUGAAGUCUGCUCUGCUUGAUCCAGCCUGGAUCUGUCCUCCUUGUCGCGGGGUGUGCAACUGCAGCUAUUGCCGCCGGCGGGAUGGGCGCUGUGCCACCGGCAUGCUCAUCCACCUGGCCAAGUUCUACGGCUACAACAAUGUCAAGGAGUACCUGGAAAGUUUACAAAAACAACUGGCGGAGGACAAUUGACAACACUGAACUCAAGCUGUGCCUGCAACUGGUUAAUAUGUUAACAAUUUUGACUUCAAAAGUUUAUUACUAUGUUUUAUAUAAAAUAGAAUUGUAGUGUAUAGCAUAUUAAUUUCUGUAUUGGGAACUUUUUGAUUGAUAUGGUCUUAUGCAAAGGAUCUCUCAGGAAAAUGUUUUGGUAGAGAAAUCUACGUGCACAGACCUAUAUGUUAAAUGAAACGGCACUCUUGAACCUUGAGUGGUUAAUUUUUAACAGAGCUACACAACCACAUGAUGGAGAGCUUGGUCAAUUUGAGCAAUAUUUUUAUUUAUGUAAUUGUGCAAGUUUGCAGAACGGGUGUUUAACAACUACCUUCAAGGCAUCCCCGUCUUCAAAGAAACAAAACACCUUUGUCUACCAACUCGACCAUAAAGAUCCAUUUUUCCAGCUUUGCUUUCUGGACCUGUUCAACCACCUGUAGUUUAUAGAACUUGUUCUUGCAAGGAAGGAAAGGGUACUUUCAUCGAAUGCCAUUGUAUUCCAGCCAAAGCUGAUGCAAUCAAUCAGUGGGAGAAUGAUUUUUAAAAAUUUUAUUCCAAAGUGCAAUUAUUCACUGAAACAUGGAAGUAGAAGAGUGUUAAAAAAAAAAUUAAAAAAUCAUCCCAGUAAAAAAAGCCAACAAAACCUCUCACCAGCAGUUUUUGUGUAGUGCACCUGCUGCCUGAAGCAUCUACCCAGCAGUUGUAACUGGUCUAAAUCAGAGUUCAGGAUUACUUUUUUUUAGUUACAGUUCAUACUUAGAUAUUUUUUCAUUUGUACAACCAGACAUUCAAACAACUUUGUUUAAAUGCAAAAUAUUUGUAUUGCAUGUUAAAGUAUGUUAAAAUUCUUGUAAGAUAAACAUUUCAUUUUAUGUAGAGAGAAUAAAGACUGAUCUAAAGAGGA